AGAGUCACAAUGACUCUCCAGUGGACGGCUGUGGCUUUCUUCCUAUACGCAGAGAUAGCAGUCAAUCUCAUCCUGUGUAUACCCUUCAUAUCAGCAAAGAGAUGGCGUUUGGUUUUCAGCUUGAAAAUAUGGAACUGGUUAUCUCCAUAUUGGAACAAAUGCUUCUUCACCAUGAUCAUGGUGCUUAUUGUUCUUUUCCUUGAUGCUGUCCGUGAGGUGCAGAAGUACUCGGGUCCCGAGCCCAUGCAAGAUGCCAAGGUGAACCCAAACGUGUACGACCACGUGCACAUGAAGCUGUUCAGAGCCCAGAGGAACCUCUACAUAUCUGGCUUCUCUCUCUUCCUCUGGCUCAUCAUGCGUCGAGUUGUCACCUUGCUAAACCAGAUUGCUGUCACCAUGGAGAACAGUGCAGGUCUUCAGGCGCAGAUGGACAGUGCUGUCAAAGCAGCCAAGCAGCACGAGGAUGACAACCUGAUGCUGAAACAAGCUCUCCUGGACGAGGAAAAAUCCAUGUCAGCGAAAAACCAGCAACUGAGGUUGGAGGUAGAGAAGCUGGCAAAUCAAGUGAAGGCUGCUGAGGAGGCUGUGCACAAGUCUCAUGCUGAAGUGGAGGCCAUGAGGAGGCAGGCCAAAGGUCUGGCACAAGAGUAUGACAGACUAUUGACAGAACACCAUCAACUCCAGAAUCUCCAGAGUCCUGCAGACAAAAAGGAUCAGUAACCACAGGAGUGCAGUGGCAAUUGUUUUCAGGUGUUGUUUGUUCCAUUUGUUUCAUGGAUGCAGUUUCUUCUCAUUACACUGGAAGCAUGUACUAUAUGCAGUAGACCAGCAGAGGCCAUGUUUCUAUUAUC
This is a messenger RNA of Chelmon rostratus (copperband butterflyfish), 851 nucleotides long. It is a transcript of the gene bcap29, whose product is annotated as B cell receptor associated protein 29. The transcript is spliced from 7 exons. The record is from RefSeq and is a predicted model, not a curated record. The coding region runs from base 10 to 720 and encodes 236 amino acids. Gene Ontology annotation, cellular component: endoplasmic reticulum; endoplasmic reticulum membrane. Gene Ontology annotation, biological process: endoplasmic reticulum to Golgi vesicle-mediated transport; intracellular protein transport. Lineage: Eukaryota; Metazoa; Chordata; Actinopteri; Chaetodontiformes; Chaetodontidae.